GAGACCCUGAUUCCUAUUCCUCUCCCGGCUGCUGCGGCGCUCGGGGCCACCAAUUAUUACCGUGUUGUUGCUGGGUAGCUCGAUUCGCCGAUCUGGUGAAAAAGAACAGAGCUUUACUCUGCGGCGGCGGCCGGACCCGGCAAUUAUGGACAGAGCAGCAUUUGGCGGCGGCGGGAUGUAUCCGUACGAGAAUGGAGUGGUAAUGACAAGAGACCCGAAGCCGCGGCUGAGGUGGACGGCGGAUCUUCACGAUCGUUUCGUUGAUGCUGUUACCAAGCUGGGUGGCCCUGAGAAGGCGACGCCCAAGUCAGUUUUGAGAUUGAUGGGGCUGAAAGGUUUGACAUUGUACCACUUGAAGAGUCAUUUACAGAAGUACAGGCUGGGACAACAUGCGAAGAAACACUGCGACAGCCCGGAACAGAGCACCAGAGAGAUUCAUACUCAUAAUGGAUCUUCUCCAUACAUACAUUUCAGCAACCAUUCCUCCGGUGGUGGAGCAGCGAGUACCGCUUCUUCCAUUUCGUCCAGAGAUGCUACUGAACCAGGAGAGCUCCAGAUCACGGAUGCAUUGAAAUCCCAGAUAGAGGUACAGAAAAGACUACAAGAACAGCUUGAGGUGCAACAGAAGCUGCAGGUGAGAAUAGAGGCACAAGGGAAGUACUUGCAAGGGAUACUGGAGAAAGCACAGAAAAGCUUAACCAUGGCGAUGACAACGGGCAGUGGCGGCAAUGUGGACGUGGCGAGGGCCCAAUUAACCGACUUCAAUCUGGCCCUAUCCACCUUGAUUCACAACUUGAACUCGCCAUCAUCAGAAGUGGAAAGGAAACACCACGACUUACAGCAGCAGCAAGAAGAGGAAGUUGAUGGUAUGAAACAUCUGUACAUUAACACGAAGCCGCAUCAUCAUCACAUGAGUUUGGAAAGUAGCUUCCACGUGGACAGAUCAUCUGGGGCACUUGAAGAUGAGGAGAAUGAUCUCAAGUUGGAUAUGGAAGAUGGAGUCGGCGGAGUGCAUUUCGACUUGAAUGCCAAUGAUGGUGGUGGCGGCAUUAGUGGCUAUUCUAGCAGAAACACUCUUGUUUCUGCUAAUACCAACAGUAUUAUUAGUAGUCAUGGGUCUGAGUUGGAACUAAGGAUGCUGCCUUAUGGGUUAUAAUAUUCAAAAAUUUAUGAAGAUUGGAUGGAGAAUUGCAGGGAAAGUAGAGAUAAUUUAUAUUCCAAGAGCCAUCUAAUGCUAAUUGCAUAGUCCAACGUUCAUUCAUAUAUACUUUGAAGCAAUGCAGAGGUCAGACAGUGAAUCCGAGCUCUUACUCCUUCCUUCUAAGUUCUAACCCUCUUUUAUAUCAAUGUAUCUUACAGAACGAACCCUCUCUACAUGUAAUGUGUAUUCUUCCAGUAAUAUUUCAUAGUCUUAUUCAUUUGGGGAAAAUUCUGCUAAAACAUACAUUCACAAUAGGCGACACGAAUUCCUUGAUUCAGCUGGUGAGAAUCCAUUUCGAUGAACUUGAAGGCGAGACAAGAGAGAGUUUGGUCGGCUGUGCACUUCUUCACAUCUGCAACAGCUAGAGCAGAAUUGAUAGCCGAUCAGGUAGUGUUCAGGAUAAUCAACUUUUCAGUGUCAAUUUUACCGUUAGAUUUUUGGGGUCAUGAACAGAUUGGUUACUCAAACUUUGAAUCUUUUACGAUUUUGCCAUACGAGUUUGGAUUAAUUGACAAAACAGUUACUUUGUCGUCCUAUCACCUUCAAGUUUUUCGUCUAUUGCCCUGAAUAGUGUGUCAACACACCCAAAUUAAUAAUGAAAAGGGUC
Linum trigynum is the source of this 1808-nucleotide messenger RNA. The record is from the annotation of a GenBank genome assembly. NCBI's taxonomy places the organism in Eukaryota, Viridiplantae, Streptophyta, Magnoliopsida, Malpighiales, Linaceae.